UACGAAGGUACGAAUAAAUCGUUAGGCAUAGACUACUUCGACCGUCGCUGCGGACUACAGAAGCCCUACAAAUACAUGAACAGGAAAUGUGUGGAGAUGCUGAAAGAUUUAAAAAAUAGAAUCGAUGAGCUUGCUGAGUCAGUGAUGCAGCGUUAUGCCAGCGACUAUACCUUGGACAAAGAAGACGGUGAUACCGUCUAUAUAUCCGGUCAGAUUGCGAAUAAUCUAGAAGGUCGUUUGCAUCCAACUUCGCUGGUCAUUCACAAUCUGCGUACUGAUCCCUGUCAGACUUAUCCACUGAAUAUCGACAAUAUCAAAACGUUUUCACUUUUCCCUGGCGAGGUUGUUGUCUGCCGCGGGCAAUACGUUGACGGCACGUUUGUCGCUGAUGAGUUGUAUCCAGGAGUGUUACCUAAGUUCAUCCCUCCCAACAGUGGCCUCGGUUUGAAUCGAUUAUCCUUUGUCGUUGCGUGUGGACCAUUCACUACUACCGAGGGUCUUCAGUUUGAACCGUUGGUAGAUUUGCUGAAGUACUGCAACGAACACAGACCGGACAUUUGUAUUCUGUGCGGUCCAUUCUUGCCAGUGAACCACAACCUUGUUGCAAAGUGUUUGAUACAAAAAACGUUCUGCGACUGUCUGAAAGAACUGUUGGUGAAGGUCGCUCGUGGAUUCAAAGGCUUCUGCACGAAGUUCAUCGUUGUCUCGUCGCCAAACGAUGCGGCAGCACACCCAAUUUUUCCAACGCCUCCUUAUCAAGUGGAAUUGAACAAGAAUAAUCGAGAGGUGAUAGCAUGCUAA
Molecule: messenger RNA, 801 nt
Organism: Soboliphyme baturini
Lineage: Eukaryota; Metazoa; Nematoda; Enoplea; Dioctophymatida; Soboliphymatidae
Source: the annotation of a GenBank genome assembly